This is a messenger RNA of Lymnaea stagnalis (great pond snail), 21268 nucleotides long. The record is from the annotation of a GenBank genome assembly. NCBI's taxonomy places the organism in Eukaryota, Metazoa, Mollusca, Gastropoda, Lymnaeidae.
AUCCAUCAGUUUCAUUGGAUGCUGACUUACAGCAUUGUCAGUGCAGGAUUUUUCGUUAAGAUUCAACGAUUUCAUCCAAACUUGAACAAUAUAUCACUACUUCGCCUAGAUAUACGCCUGGUGUUUCAUUGGACACGGCUCAAACAAAUCCUGAAUAAUAACGAGUAAAGGCAAUUUGCAUGCAUUAUGGAAUAGGUCUAUGUCAAUGUGAUAAAAAUAUUAUGAAAAAACUUUCUUAUGGUAAUUAAAAGAGUGCUCGAAGGCAAACUUUAACUGAAAAAAAAUAUUUACUAUUAUUUUUUUAAAAAUCAAGAUAAACCAGCAAAAUGAAUAUUUAUAUACCAAUACAGUGUUACAAAACCGUAUAUUAGGCCUACAGCCACAGCAAUUUCAUUUCGUACCGUUUUACUCGUUUUCUUUCUCCGAGUAAUUACAAGAGACGAAACGGGAAAAUUAACCUUCCGAUGAUUUAACAAAAACCAUUGGGGAUUUUUGUUUCUUAAAGAAAUAACAUAUUCUGAGUUUUUUUUUUUUUUUUUUUUUUUUAAGAAAUAUCAUAUUCUGAGUUUUUUUUUUUUUUUUUUUUUAGUAAUAUAGUGAUUUACAUUUGUGAACGAUGCGUACGCAAUAUCAGCAAAAUAAAUGCUUAAUCUAUAAACAUAAAUAAAUGACUCAGCAAUUUCUUUUUGAUGCAAGAAAUUCUAUUUUUCAAUUGUACGUUUAAAAGAAAGGGUAAAGUUAACUUUGAAUAUUUUAAUUACCUAAUAUUCUAAUAAUAAGAAGUAAUUUUUUAAAUCAAUUAAUAGCUUAUGAAAUGAUUUGAUUAUGACAGGGUAACGUCAAUAAUUUGGUGGGUUUUUUUGUUUGUUUUUGGCCGUAAGUUGCAAAUGUGACCAGGGCAUUCAGGUGAACGACCCUGACAAUCACAGAGUCAGCUGUGAUGUCAGAUUUUACGGGCACAACACUUUACAUUUAAGAACUUAAACAUCGAACAAGGUAAAUUAAAAAAUAAAAACCAAUUCAUUUCAAUUAAAUAAAUGACAUGUUUUUCUUUUGUCCGAAUUCCAUAUCUAUUUGAAUGAGUUUUUAUUAUAUUUUUUACUCCAUUAUAAUGUAACUUGCAGAACCAGGAGGUACAAAAUAAAAAUGACUCACUUAAAGUUAAAGACUCAGUCAAUGACUGAUCCGUGUUCGUCAUGUGUACCUACUACCAAACUAACCAAUAAGCGUCAAGAGAGUGAAGCGUAAUAUUAAUAAUUAACUAUUUACGCACCCUAUCCCAUUUAUUCACUAUGUCAAGUAUUAUUAUUAACCUUGAAUUAGGCAUAUUAUUAUAAGGCAAGGCCCAGUCCAUAAAGUAGGUCACACUAUUUUUGACAAUGUAUAUCAUUAUUAAUUUCGGAUUUUAUAUGUCUGAUAAAAAUAUAUUAAUAUGUAAUGUCACUUAUAAUCUCUACCCCCCCCCCCAGUCACACUUUCUUAGACCCCCCACCUCCUGAGCGUGACAGUGACAUACGUUAUGGGUACCCCUUAUUUUGACAAUGUAUAUCAUUAUUAAUUUCGGAUUUUAUAUGUCUGAUAAAAAUAUAUUAAUAUGUAAUGUCACUUAUAAUCUCUACCCCCCCCCCAGUCACACUUUCUUAGACCCCCCACCUCCUGAGCGUGACAGUGACAUACGUUAUGGGUACCCCUUAGUCUUAGUAAUAAUAGUAAUAGUAAGCUUAGGCCUAUAUAACUAUACUAUAUAUAUUUUAUAGGCCUAGUCUAGGUCUAUAUAUAGUCUAUAUUACUAUAUAAUAUUAUUUAUAUAUUUUAUAGGCCUAGGGUAGGCUUAUAUAAUAUUGAGAGAGAGAAGAAUUAUAUUUAUAUUUGACUAAUUUGUUUGCAUUACUCAUUGUCUGUUCACUGUUGGGUGUGUUCGGUGCUCAACUUAAACAUUAUUAAAUUUGAUUUUUUUUAUAUUAUGUGUCAACAGUGUUCAUGUUUUAUUAAUCAAUAACCAUUUUGAGACAGAACUUUUUGGAGUGUCAGAGCCAGGAAGACGGAGCCCUUCUUAAAAGCUCGACACUCAUAUUGCAAAAAUUUAGAAAAUAACAAAACAAUUAAUUUACAAAUACAAUACUGUAUAUAUUCCUGUAUGAAAUUAAAUUUAUUAAAUGAAUUUAUGAAUCAAACUGAAAUCUCAACAUUGGGGCUGCUUAUGCCUUUUGACAUAUUUCAAAGUCACAUAUUUUUAAAGCAUUUUUAGGGGUCACUAGAUUUUUAAAAAAAUUGAUAUAAAAUGACAAAACCCAGUAAAAUAUAAAUGGAAGCCACCAUUAAAAUGGUGAGAUGAACAAGAAAUAAAAGAAGCAAUCUGAUUAGCAGAUACAAAGACCAGCCAGCCAAUCUCAAGGCUUGAAUUAUCAGGCCAAUAGAUCGACCUUUCGUCUUUUUCACUAUUCGACAGCUGCCCCAAGAGGGUUAAGACAUUGCUGCCUAUUAAUUAUAAUUUAUGUUAUGCUAAAACUUAAUUAUUAAUUAUUAAAUUUUUGGUACUAGUACUGGAGCUUGGGCAAGAGCUUAGCAUUAUCAUUGUCAAUUAAAAAUAUUCACUGAUAAUUAACUAAUUAUUCCAUCUGUUAACUCUACUGCAUGGGUCACUAGUCAGGCCAAAAAUAGGUGCACGCUUGCAUUUUUGUAUGUUAAUUAAUACAAAAUCUUUUGCAUGUAUACCGUAGGUACUCGUUUGAUUUUAUAGGGGUAAAUUUUCAGGGGAAUAAGUGGGAUGUGCAAAACUAGUAGUGCUCAUAUUUGCAAUUUUUUGGAAAUGUUCAGUAUGAUUAGCACAGACACAUGAUGCGAGUAUAUGUUUUACACAUAUUUCUGAACGUUUAUUAGUUUUUAAGUAUUUUUAAUUACACAAUAACUGAUUUUAAAAGUUUAAAAAAAAAAUUAUCUUACUACCAUAUUGCUUCUACCAGCAUUUUAUUGCAUUGGGUCAGUUCAUGAGCUGUUAACACACUUUUCAGGCUUUUCUCUGCCAAAACUUGGGGGUUGGCUUUUGAAGGAAUGGUGUGGCCUCUUUGUUUCUCCUUUCAUAUCAUACAUUUUUCAUUACCAAUCUUUAAUUCUAAGUAACUGUGACUUACUUAUUAAUUGAAACUUGUAAUUCUGUGUAUUGAAUUUCAACUAAUAAUUAUAAAUUUUACAUGUUUGAUAUUUCAAAUUGUGUUUAACCUAACAUAACAUAUACACAUACACAAUACAUACGAUACAAAUAUAUUAAAAAAUGUUUGAUUAAACUUAUUUAUAUACUUUCUCAAAUAUUCUUUGUGUAAUAUAACUAUAAGUCUAUCAUCAUUCUUGUGAAUUUUCAUAUAUUAGUUUGAAAAGGGUGACUGUGCAUGAGUGAAAAAUGAACAAAGAUUAUAAAACCUUCUAAAAAAAGUACUAUUUUGCUUCAAAGUAUAUCCUUUAAUUCAUUUUGAUGCUUUUUCUUGACACAUUUUUCUUUACUUUCUUUACUUUAUAGCAUUUUUAAUUUAAAAAAAUGAAAUAACUUAUCUGAUGCUGUGGAGGGUUUAAAAAAACCCAUCUGUGACCUGGUAAUGAACUAUGCAUGUUUUAGAAGUAAAUAGAGAAAGAAAAAGAAGUACAUGAUUAUGGGCUGUAACCAAGAAAGGGGGUGGAGGAAGAGUUAGCAAGUUAAGGAUAAGAUGCCAUGACAUUUAUGCCAUGUUUUGUCGGCAUUGUGAAUGUGUGUAUUAGUUUAUUCUUCAGCACCACCCUGGCUGCCAUCUUGGUAUUUUGUUGUUCACUUGUAUUUUGUUUGCUGAAGAAGGCUUUUUGCCGAAAUGUGCCUUGUUUCAUUUUCUUUUUUGUCAUGUUUUUUUUACCUAUCUCAUGUUACUUAUUCCAUCGUUAUCCAGACCUUAUCCCGAAAAUGUCUGCAUAUUUUUUUCUUUUUUCCAUGAAAACAAUAGAAGCUUAUUGGAUUUCAUCUCUGAAAUUGUAUGAUAUUUGGGGCCAUCUCUUAAUUACUAACUGUUUAAAAAGUGGGGUAUGUUUCAAUUAUAGUGGUAGAUAAUCAUACAACUCACUGAUUACAUGGUCUGCACACUGACUACUUUUCUUCUUUGAGGUCCCCCCUUUUCUUUGUUUCCACUGAAUAAAGAAAACUUCAGUCAUGUUUGGGCAGUUUCUGAGGCUUACAAGCUCUUUUUAGCUAAUUUUAUAUUGCUCUUUACAUGUUUUGACUUGCUCUAGACUGCAGAAUUUAAAAAAAUAGUAUUACUUAAACUCAUUAAAAAAAUUUCACCAUUAAAUUAAGCCUUGAACUAUUCAAACAUAAAUUCAGAUGUUUUUUGUGUGUGUGAUUGUUUCAAUCAAGCUGACUGGGAAAUAUGAAAAGGAGAAGACUGAAGCCUUGAUGAAUAUCAGGGUAUCUCCGUCACUCUUAUAUUUAUAUUUCCCCAGGAUCCGAGACCCAAAGAACUGUCCAUCCAUCUCUACCAUUUCCUAACGACACUAUUCCAUGCCAUCUUCACCUCCGGUCUGUUGCCCACUUAAAUGACAAACAAUUAGUCUUCUGUCAAAAUCUGGCAGAGACGUUGAAUGCCUCCUCCAACUAAAAACUGAUCUUUAAGUAACAAACCUGGCCUGCUCAUUAUCAAGACCAAUAAGAUUAAGAUUAUUACAAUGAAUGGGGACCUGACAUUGAACACGUUCAAGUAUUUUUCGUACGGCAGCAAUUUGUUGAGAGAGAGGAUACUCAUUAAUAACCCUACAGCUGAAAUCCAUGGCACGGGCAAACUGCAUGUGAGUAUUAAUCUUCUAAUUGCUGUUCAUUAUCACCUGGGUUGUCUAACAAUGGAUUCAUUGCUGAGCUUCUAUUUGAUGGCAUGAUUAGCCCUUAAAAGCAAGGUGCCAUUUUCAGAGAGUGAUGGGACUCUAGAUGGGAUUGAUGGGAGGAUGGGUCAUUGUGUCGCAUUAAACAGGACCACACUCAUGAGGCAUAGUUUCUAUUAGCUGUAUGUCAUUCGCUCAGAUAUUCUCAGUGUGGUAUAUAACUGCAGGAACAUAAGUUUAUUUUUCAUUCUUUUUUGUUUUACUCAGGGCUAUCACCUGAGGUUUGACACGCCAGUUGGCUGUGGAAAAAGUCGAUGGUAUGGAGCUGCAGCAACUGUCCGUCCAAAAAGUGACAGCUAUGUAUGUGGUGUCAUAUGGGUUGUCCACUUAGAGGAUAUGGACAGUCUGGACAGGUAAUUAUUUUUAGCAAUAGUUAAAAAAAUUUUUUGGCUUAAGUAGAGUAGCGAGCUUCGGCAUUAUGUGUCCAUGCUGGUACAGAAGACAUUCAGUGACUGUGCGUAAAUCUUUUCACUUUUAUAAGAACGAUCCCCUGAAAUGUUCUAGACUUAAUCAGCAGAACCCAAAUGUAUACUUUUAUUUUCUUUACAAAUACAAGCACCAUUAUGGUAUCUGUAUAAUUACGACAGUUUGUAUAUGACUGUUUUUAAAACAAACUCUGUUACCUGCAUGAACUCAGUCUCCUUCAACAAAGUCAUUCUUAAUCAACUGCCAUUUUCUUGAUGAACUAAAUAUAUUGAAUUAUUCUUGUGACUUUAUUUUGAUGAAUCCCCUCUUAAGAAUUUCAAAAUUUUAAUAUUAAAAAUUCAAAACAAAAGAAGAGAUAUUUUGCAUAAUCACAACAGCAAAAAAAAAAAGGGAGAGGAAUUUUGGCUUCGUUUAAAAAUAAUGCUAAAAUCUAAUAAAAAAUUAGAAAAAGAAUUUUUUUUUUUUUCCACAGUCAAGAAGCCUAUUACCAUCCAAUAGAAGUUUCAGUGGAGAAUGGUGAUGGAGAAAUGGUGAUAUGUCGGACUUAUGAGAUGCAACCAAACACUACAGGUUAUUCCCUGCCCAGCCCACACUAUAAGAAAGUUCUCAUAGAUGGAGCCAAACAAAAUGGACUACCCGAUGAAUACAUAGAAUAUCUGGAAAGUUUCCAAGACAACGGGGUUACAGAUACUCCACCCAACUAUCGUAAGGUCAUGGAUAUGGUCGAAACUUUUAGAACUGAAGAAGAUGGCAGCAGUGAAGCAGAAAAAUUCAAGAAAAACAGCUCCUAGACCAGGAGCAAUUAGAGUAGUCUGCCCCUGUCCUAGACCAGGAGGAACUAGUGGUGUCUGUCCCUGUUCUAGACCAGGAGCAACUAUAGUAGUCUGCAUGCCUGCCCUGUCCCUGUCCUAGACCAAGAGAAACUAUAUUAGUCUGCAUGUCUGCCCCUGUCCUAGAAAUCUGUUUCUUCCUGCCCGGUUAUCUGACACUUUUUCACACCAUUAAAUUAUCUGAAAAGUUCCAAAAGAAUUUCUUGUCUCCAUUGUUUCAAUGAGUUUUGGGAAUGCUUUUUUUUUAGUUCUAGUUUCUUGUUUUCUGUUAGAAUUUUUUUAACAAUAUGUUAUUAUAUCCACUGGCUAUCCAACUUUUUUUUUAUUUGAAACAAAGUCCAGAACAAAAGGAUGAAUUUCAUAUCUGGCCAUCAUUUUAUUUAUUUUAUUAUAGUUUUUCUAUAGUUUUUAUUUUAGGGUGUAUAUCCCCAGCUUUUAUUGACUAAGUUUUUAUUUGAUUAUAAGUUUUUAAUUUAAUUUUAUUAUAACUUUAUUGUAUGUUUUUUAAAAAUAAGAAGUAGUUAAAAGUUAACUAAACUUUAGACUCUUCAAAGUGAUGAGUUGAAACUGUUGAUUGCAAAGCUAUUUAGAUUAAUGCAUAUAAAAAGUCAGCUUUUGUUUCUAUAGUUUAAUAUUUUGAUAUUUUUCUGCAAAGUGUUCCAACUAGUCUUGCUCGUUUCCUGUUAUUUUUUAACUUUUCCACUUUUUAAAUCCUCAUUUCCUUUGGCUCUGUAGACUGAUAGUCCAAAUGAAAACUCUUGUGACAUGUUCUUUAAAUAUCAUAAUGCACAUAUAAUAUUAUUUUAUAGUUGGCAAUGUUAAAAAAAAGAACUAAUAAUAGAGGUUCCAUUAUUUGGGGUCUAGAAAUGCAUUUAUAAAAAAUUGUGAACAGGGUCUUCCACGAGAGCACAUGUUAAGAACAUAACAAAAUAAAAAGCUCAUCCUAUUAUGUUUUAAAAUUACAUGGUAAAUGGUGCCCUAAACCUUUUUAAAAAAAUUCUUAUUAUUUCCUUCUGUUCAACUCUGAGUAAAAAUGUCUUAAUGGUGGAACAUAGUUUAAAAUUGUUCACAAAUAUGCAACCAAUAAAAACAAUUGUAAUCCCAACUAAAAAUGCACCAGUAUUCUCAUAUAAUCUUUUUUGAUCAUCACCAUCAUCAUAACUCUCUAAAUGUGGUGCAUUAAAAUUAUUUUGUUAAGCAUGAUUUUAUUUAUUAUUAUUUUUUUUUAAACAUUGUUUUUAUUUGAAAUUUAUUUAAAAAAACCUUUGAAUUCUCAUGCCAUUGCCUUGUCAAAAAUGUUGAAUUUCACUAAAAGUAGAAUUUUCUGUCACAUAUUCUAACCCAAUGUUUUAAAAGUUUGUGUCAAAAGUUAUUAUGUUUUUAGUGUCUCCUGUAAAAUUUGGAAAACCUGAAUCGUGCAAUUAGAGAGUUAAAGCAACACAUUGUACUGGUCUGCUUAUUUCUCCUGCAUUUUCUCACUUACAUCUCCAUUUAUUAAAAAUAUUUUUGUAUGGGUAUUACAUUGCAAAUAUAAAUUAUUUUAAAACAAUGUAAAAACCUAUAAACUUCAUGUAAUGAGUAUAUUUCUUAUUUAUAUUCUAUUUUAAAAAAUAACUCUUACUUUCCUAAUAUAUAAUAUGAAUUAUGCCAUAAAGUAUGAGAGUAUAAAGCUGUGAUGUAUAGCUUUUUAAUUUCUUGAGCGCUGCUUUAUUUUUGUGCUUUUUUAGUUUUGAAGAAAUAGGAGCUAGCUAUAGCUGGACUUUGUAGGAGCUAGCUAUAGCUGGACUUUGUAGGAGCUAGCUAUAGCUGGACUUUGUGACAAUGGUCUUCAAAAAGGGGCCCAUAGCUUUUAUCUGAAAAAAUUUUAAACUUUGUCGUGGAAAGAUAUUAAUCAUAAAACUAACACCAAGUCUUUCUUUAUCUCCUUGAUUGGACAUCAUUAGACCGAUGGCAAUAUAUAUUGCCUAUUUUUUUAUGCCAUGUUUCCUCAUUGAUCUCAAAUGCUUAGAAUCACAUUGGAAACCAAAGAAUGCUUGAUGUGAAGUAAAUCACAUUGGAAACCAAAGGAUGCUUGAUGUGAAGUAAAUGACAUUGGAAACCAAAGGAUGCUUGAUGUGAAGUAAAUGACAUUGGAAACCAAAGGAUGUUUGAUGUGAAGUAAAUCACAUUGGAAACCAAAGGAUGCUUGAUGUGAAGUAAAUGACAUUGGAAACCAAAGGAUGCUUGAUGUGAAGUAAAUCACAUUGGAAACCAAAGGAUGCUUGAUGUGAAGUAAAUCACAUUGGAAACCAAAGGAUGCUUGAUGUGAAGUAAAUCACAUUGGAAACCAAAGGAUGCUUGAUGUGAAGUAAAUGACAUUGGAAACCAAAGGAUGUUUGAUGUGAAGUAAAUCACAUUGGAAACCAAAGGAUGCUUGAUGUGAAGUAAAUGACAUUGGAAACCAAAGGAUGCUUGAUGUGAAGUAAAUCACAUUGGAAACCAAAGGAUGCUUGAUGUGAAGUAAAUGACAUUGGAAACCAAAGGAUGUUUGAUGUGAAGUAAAUCACAUUGGAAACCAAAGGAUGCUUGAUGUGAAGUAAAUCACAUUGGAAACCAAAGGAUGCUUGAUGUGAAGUAAAUCACAUUGGAAACCAAAGGAUGCUUGAUGUGAAUUCGAUCACAUUGGAAACCAAAGAAUGCUUGAUGUGAAGUAAAUCACAUCAGGAUGUGAAGUAAAUCACAUCAGAAACCAAAGGAUGUUUGAAGUAACAGUCAAGGGCCUAUUCACUAGUCACUUCAUAAUUAUUUCAAUUGCCAAAACAGCCUGUAACCAUGGUAAUGAUGUGAUACAGUGGUUAACAAGAGUUUUACAUCUCUCCAACACAAAUGUCAACAAUGCCAACAUUAAAAACUACUGAGUGUCAUAGUAUAUUCUUUAAGUGUUGUUGUUGUAACCUGUUGUAGAUAAAUAUUAAUUAGGGAAUUUGUUUUCUAAUAUGUUCUUCAUUUUAGAAAAAAAAAUUAUUUGAUGCAUUAAAAAAAAAUUAGCUUUAAAAUUUUUAUUUUUUUUAAAAAUUGAUUUGUCAAAAUAUCUAACCUGUUGAGAUACAAUUCGGCCCCUGUAACUCACCUGAUGACAUUUACUUCAGUGUCUGUUGUAUUUUUCUUAUUCAUAUGUGAAUUGUGGUUAUUCUAAUGGAUUAAAAUUAAAAGAAAUGAUUUGAACAGCUUGUGUAUUAGUCUGUCUUAUUUUGUUCGGAACGUCUUUUGAAAUUAACAUUUAACAUGUGAACCAAAACAUAACAAAAAUACUUCAUAUCCUAUCAAAAUAAAAAUGUUUGAAACAAAAGUAGUCAGGCCAAAGUAGGUCAAUUUAGUACUGUGUGCUGCAAGAUUAUGUAGAAUUUUUCUUCUCACCAGCAACACAAUAUUUUAUGACCACAUGGGAGUGGGUUGUGACCACAUGGGAGUGCUUUGUGACCUCAUGGAAGUGGAUUAUGGCCUCAUGGUAGCUGGUUGUGACAACAUGGUAUUGGGUUGUGACCACAUGGGAGUGGGUUGUGACCACAAUUCCAAUGUAAUAAUACAUUUCCUUUCUUUCUUUCACAGACAUUUUUAGGCUGACCAAGGCAACCUACAAUGAGCCCAGAUUUUGCCACUCAUGGUAGAGGCAGUUUUUAAGUUCUCUCAACCAAGACAUUACAUCACAAGAAUACAGCCGCAGGAUCACAACCCUCUUCAUGCUCUGAAAACAAAAGUAACAAUCUUGAGGUUGCAGUUUAAAGUUUAUAAGCCGAUUUCAAAGAAUGAACAGAGAGAUCCACAAAGAAGUGAAUGGUGAGAUUGACAGACAAGUGAAUGGAGUGAUCUACAGAGAAGUGAAUGGAGAGAUCCACAGAAAAGUGAAUGGAGAAAUCCACAGAGAUGUGAAUGUAGACUGUCAUGAAGAGACAUUUCUCUAUUUCUCCUAUGGCAGCAAUUUGAUGAAGGAGAGAAUUCACAUUAACAACCCAACAGCUGUGCUUUUUGGAGUAGGAAAACUAAAUGUAAGUAAUCUCGCUAUAAAAUAUUUAGAUUUUCUACUGAAUGAAAGGGCAACAACUCAUCACAAAGGCAAUACAUUUAUUUCCCUUUCAAGUACAGGGUUUGGAGGGUUGGGGGUAAAGGAUUUUUUUGUAACUUAAAGUGAAAAUGACUGAUGAUUGAAUUGUUAAAUCUGUUACUGCAGCAGUGAAUGACCCUUAGGGGUAAGAGAAACUCAUGCCACUUAGUUGUUGAGGGCAGGUGGUAGACUUUAAAAAAAGUGCUAACUCUACUUAGUGCUUCAAAAAAUCUCAUUUUUAAAAUUGUAAAUCAUUACUUUGAGACAAUCUUUUCCUUUUGAAUUGAUAAUAUUAGCCGAUCUUUUUACGUCUCAGUUUGAGUGAGAACCCCUCCUCACAUUUUUGUUCUGUGAAAGGCCCUGAGACAUUAUUGUAUUUAAAGAAAAAUAAAGUGUUAAGGGAACAACAAUGUGUGGCAAGAAAAUUUGUACCAAUUUCAUUUGUGAUGUUUCUAAUAUAACCCGAAUGAACUAUUGGUUACCCAGGGCUGGAGACUGACAUAUGACGUACCUAGAGAUCAUGAGCCAAGCCUUUGGCAUGGUGCAUCAGCCACUAUAAGGCCCAGUUGCAAUGAAUAUGUUUAUGGUGUUGUUUGGAAAAUCAAAUCUGAGCAUAUGGCAUUUCUGGACAGGUACGUCAGAUCUUUUGGAAUAUCUAAUUUUAAAAAGACCAACAUGUACUACUAUUUUAAGCUUAAUUAAUUGUGUCGUAACUAUAAAUAUAGGCAAGUCCCUAAUACUUUUAAGUUUGUACCAUAAAACCAUCAUAACUUGUUCCAUUAUAACCAUAAAGAUAGAUACAUCUCUAUUAAUAAUGAAUGGGGGCAGAGUGGGGUUCCAUGAUGGGGACAGAGUGGGGUUCCAUGAUGGAGGCAGAGUGGGGUUCCAUGAUGGGGACAGAGUGGGGUUCCACGAUGGGGACAGAGUGGGGUUCCAUGAUGGGGACAGAGUGGGGUUCCAUGAUGUGGACAGAGUGGGGUUCCAUGAUGUGGACAGAGUGGGGUUCCAUGAUGGGGACAGAGUGGGGUUCCAUGAUGUGGACAGAGUGGGGUUCCAUGAUGGGGACAGAGUGGGGUUCCAUGAUGGGGACAGAGUGGGGUUCCAUGAUGGGGACAGAGUGGGGUUCCAUGAUGGGGGCAGAGUGGAAUUCCAUGAUAAUGAUGUAUAAUGCUUGUGUGUAUGCUCAAAGCGCUCUGAUGUCAUUAAGUUUUUAUAUAAAAAAAUGUCUUUAAAUGGCUCUUAAAUUAUGUUUUAUCAUUUUUAAAAUCCCUCAAAGACUGAGGCAAAGUGUUCUAUAAAUUAGGUUUCUAAAGAGCGCACUCAGCAUGACUUCUUUCUGUGUUCAUCCACAUUGGGAACUCUCGCAGUAGGAACUGUGAUGAAGAGCACAGCCUCUUUAAGAAUACAUGUUUGGAAAUAAGUUCUUUUAGAUAUCCCGGUGGAGAGCCUUCCAUACGGCUGAAUGUCAGGGACAGAAUUUUGUGGUUAAUGCGCUGACUCACAGAAACCCAAUGGAGAUCUUGUAGAACUGAGGUGAUGUGGUCAGAUUUUUUUAACCCAGGAUACAAUGCGUGCUGCAGUAUUUUGUACCUUCUUGAGUCUCUGAAUUGGUUUUGAAGAACUGUUACAGUAAUCUAAUCUUGAUUGGAUUAGAUUGACUGCUACGGAAUUGGCUGUUCUCUUAUUAAGUUGAGGACGCACCUGAUCCAGGGCGUGUAGAUGACAGAAACAAGCAAUGACCACAGAACUGAUAUGAGGGAUCAUAGUAAGUUUACUGUCAGUGUAAAAGCCAAGGUCUCUGACAGUGUGGGACAAGGGGAUAUCAGAAUCACCAACUUUUAUUGAUGUGAUUGCAGAUAAAAUGGUGAUGGUGGCAGAGUGGAGUUCCGUGAUGGUGGCUGAGUGGAGUUCUGUGAUGGUGGUAGAGUGGAGUUCUGUGAUGGUGGUAGAGUGGAGUUCUGUGAUGGUAGUAGAGUGGAGUUCUGUGAUGGUGGUGGGGUGGAGUUCUGUGAUGGUAGUAGAGUGGAGUUCUGUGAUGGUGGUAGAGUGGAGUUCUGUGAUGGUAGUAGAGUGGAGUUCUGUGAUGGUGGUACAGUGGAGUUAUUUGAUGGUAGUAGAGUGGAGUUCUGUGAUGGUAGUAGAGUGGAGUUCUGUGAUGGUAGUAGAGGGGAGUUCUGUGAUGGUGGCAGAGUGGAGUUCUGUGAUGGUGGCAGAGUGGAGUUCUGUGAUGGUAGUAGAGUGGAGUUCUGUGAUGAUGGUAGAGUGGAGUUCCAUGAUGGGGCAGUCUGAUUACAGUUGCCAUGGGUUAAACAUUUCUCCAACAACCAUCAUUAAAACAAGCUGCCUUUGUGUUGGUCAAAACUGUCUUAUCUGUUGAGGGAAAUAGGCUAUUUUUAGUGCUUUCUCCCCUACAGCCCUUAUACAGAUAGCCUCUGAUGAAAGUUAUGAGAUUGGCAGAACUAAACUUUGUGGUCUCGUUUGUUUUACUGUGGGGUGUUUUGGUGAGGGAGCUUCUCUGGUGUCAACUUCUUUCAGCAUCACAAGUGUCUGACCUCUGGUGUCAACUUCUUUCAGCAUCACAAGUGUCUGACCUCUGGUGUCAACUUCUUUCAGCAUCACAAGUUUUUUACCACUGGUGUUAACUUCUGUCAGCAUCACAAGUGUCUGACCUCUGGUGUUAACUUCUGUCAGCAUCACAAGUGUCUGACCUCUGGUGUCAACUUCUUUCAGCAUCACAAGUGUCUGACCUCUGGUGUCAACUUCUUUCAGCAUAACAAGUGUCUGACCUCUGGUGUUAACUUCUGUCAGCAUCACAAGUUUUUGACCACUGGUGUUAACUUCUGUCAGCAUCACAAGUGUCUGACCUCUGGUGUUAACUUCUGUCAGCAUCACAAGUGUCUGACCUCUGGUGUUAACUUCUGUCAGCAUCACAAGUUUUUGACCACUGGUGGUUUUUAAUAUCUAGGUGAUGCAUAAAAUGUUAUUUUUGUCUACAGCCAGGAAACAUUCUACCAACCCAUCCAAGUAACCAUAGAGAUGGAAGAUGGCAGAACUGUGGGAUGCCGCAGCUAUGAGAUGCAUCAGAAUACAACAGGCAACCACCUUCCCAGUCCUCACUACAAGGAAGUUAUUGUAAGGGGGGCCAAGCAGAACAACCUCCCUGAAGAUUACAUCCGCUACCUGGAGAGCUUCCCUGACAAUGGCCUGACCUCACCUCCCCCCAACUACCUCAAGGUCAUGGAGCAGGUCAGAAUUUUCAACCAGGACAACAGAAAUGCCCUUGAGAGUUAACCCAAGUUGACCGUUAGCAACGUCCAGUAUUUGAGUGUUUUAAGUGUUUGGGAGAUGUUAUUGUAAAACCCAGUUCUUUUAGUGAGGAGUGUCUGCGUGUUUCAUCAACACUUUAUAAAGCAGUGGAUCUUUCUUGUUUUAAAACUCAUUGUACAUUUCAAGGCCACUGCAAAAAUAUUUUUUGGCCAAAAAUUGCUAGUAAAACAAUGUAGAAUUUUUUUUCCCACCUGAUUUUUCGUCAAAAUAUGUGUUGAAAAAUUGUAAUAAUGAGAUCACCCGGUACUUGAGUCUGUUUGCAGUCCAGCAAGUGUCUAAACCAUAUUGUUUAGAACCUGUGGUAUUUGAUAUCUUGUGUGUUAUUUUACCUUUUGUGUACAAUGAGCAUAAUGCUCAGUUCACAAGAUCAAAUUUUCACCAAAUAACAUUUAUUCUCAGCCUAAAUCACAAAUAUAAUCCUAAAAUAAAAAUCUAUAUUAUUUCUUACUCUUAUGAAAACUAAUGGGGAUGUGGGAUGUAUGCACCCCUUGUGUGUACCCCUGCUGUAGCAUGUACCGGUACCCCUGCUGUAGCAUGUACCGGUACCCCUGCUGUAGCAUGUACCGGUACCCCUGCUGUAGCAUGUACCGGUACCCCUGCUGUAUUUGCCUCUGCUCAAGUAAUGUUUAACACUGAAGUGUUUUUAAAUAGUGUUUGAAGUCCAUAGUUAAUUUUAAAAAUCAAACUCAAAGAUACACAGCCUAACCAAUCAAACUCAAAGAUACACAGCCUAACGUUCUACAUAAUUAAGGACCACUUAUUUGCAGCCAUAAACUAUUUUUGUGCUAGAUUUGAUAUUUAAAAAAAUGAAAUUGUUCCAUGCUGGAAUUUACUUUGACCACUACCGUUGUAGACUAUAUCAAGAUAUUCUGUUCACAUCAAAAUAACUUCCAGCUCAUAUAUAGUUAUUUGUUUAAAUUAUUUUAUUGCAUUGAUCAUCGUUCAUUGAUGGCUUAUUUUUUAAUAAAAAAAAAAAAUUAUUUAAAAUUAAAACGAUCAGAAUAUUGGAUAGAAAAAUCAAAAGCUAAAAUGUAAAAGAUGUACAGAUUUUUUUUUAAAAAUCAUCAAACUCACAAAUAUCACAUCACAUAGGCAUCACAUCAGAUCACAUAGGCAUCACUUCAGAUCACAUAAGCAUCACAUCAGAUCACAUAACCAUCACAUGAGAUCACAUACCCAUCACAUCAGAUCACAUAACAAGGUCUUCAAAGUCAGAAGCUCUAGUUUUACAUUAUUUCUUGUUUUAGUUUCAACUUUAACAGACCAACAAUAAUUUAAAAGUUGUACACACCUUUUUUUAAUGGAAUCAGUAUUCUCUGAAUAUUUUUUUAAAUUUAAAAUUUUUAAAUAUUUUCUACAGUAGCUUAUCUAAAGAAGAUUUUAAAAGAUGUAUUUUUUCUCCACUUUAUUUGUAAACAGACUUUAAAGCAUGAACCUAUUCUAUUUUGUCAUUGCUCAUUUUAAUGAGGGUCUUUUAAUGGAUUGCCUUUACAUUGUAAUUUGAGCUCAAGCUACGUAACACUAUAUUUUAUAGAAGAAUAUAUAUACAGCUCUUUUUCUUUUUAUUGGUUCACAAUAUUGAGACAUGUUCAUAUCUCUUGUUUAAUUUAUAAUAUUACAAGUUUAUUCGAUUUAUUAUAUAGUCCUGUGGAUGUAGCGAGGUAGUCUUAUAACAAUUUGUACUUUUUUCUCUACCAACAUAACCUUGUUUGUAAGAAUUCUUCUUCAUUUCAUUUGCACAACUGAUAUUCAUGUAUAUAUUGUCAUCUGUGUUGUUGGUCAAGUGUCAAAGUGGUCUGUGUUUAAACACAUUGUCCAAGCAGGUUAAUAACUAAGCCUCUGUUUUGUUAGUUCUUACUAAAUAUUUUUGUAUUAAAUUUUCGUGUAUUUUUUAUGGUAAACAAAUCUUAAAUUAUGAAUUUUAGGCCAGCGUUUUAAAUAUCAUUAUUGGCUCAGAUGCUAAAUAUUUGAAAAGUUAACACAUUUUUAAAAAGUUCAAAUUUUGGCUGUCAGGCAUUAAAACCAAUUUAAAAAAAUCAAAAUUUUAUAGUUAUUGGUUACUGACAAAUAAACUCAAUUUUUUAUAAGAGGAAAUUAAUUUCUGGUACUUAAUUACAAUCUUAUCAGAGUAUUCAUUGCAUCCAAGGUGCUAGUUAUUAUAAUUGAAUUUUUAAACAAACAAAAAAAAAAUUCUUUGACAGGGCCUUGGUGUGCCAAGUCCAUGAAAUUUAACAAUCUAUCUAUAUAUAUAUAAUAUAUAUUAGUGCCAAAGUUCAUAUAUGUCAACAACUAACAACAACAUGCGUAGUUCAUAUAUCAUGUAUUUCUAUAAAAGCAGCCAUGGUGAGCCUCAACAGCUGGAGCUCCACGGUUGACCGGAGCCACACAAAAAUCUCAUUACACUUGUGUUUGAUUUCUGUUGUUAAAAAAACCCCUGAAAAUCUAUUGUAAAUAUUUAGAGAUAACAUAAUAAUAUAUUUGUAGAUUUGUUAUAAUUAUUUUUUUAUAUGCUUUACAUCAGGGGGCUCGUUAGUAUUUAUAUAUCAUGAACUCCAUGAGAGUCCAUGGACACCAACAUGUAGAAUUACUUUGAGGUAAAUGGAAAUGCCACAAAUGAGCAAUUUUCAACAAAUGAUUUGAUUUCUCUGGCCAACCCCUCCCUUUACAUAUCCACCAGAGACAAUCGCCAGAGGUCUGCAGAAUGAUUGCAUUACUUUAAAUUACGUCAUAGAAUUAAGUUGAUCAAAAAAUAAAUGACAUAAUAAAUAUUCACUGGGUCAUUAGAUAGUGUAAUUUAUAUUAAUUGCUAAAUACUAAAUUGAUUCAUAAUUAAUUUACAACAACUUGAGUAUUUGCCAAAAUAAUUAUUGCUCUGAAUAAAUUAAUUGAAUGCAGAUUAAGUCACAUAUUAAUGACAUGACUCUUCUUUUUUGGCGGCUCAUUUGGAAAUGAUAACAUUUAAUUAAAUCUAUUGUCAAAUGUCUUCAUAUCUUGCUCUACUUCCUACCAAUGUAUAUGGUCAAUUAGCAAAUUUAUCUCAAUAGUUUCCAGUAAUUUUUCUCCUAAUUUUUCUUUGCCUCAAAGAUUGCACAAAAUUUUGUAUGUGCAAAAUUUUAGGAACUUUGCCUUUUUUUGCUGUGCAGUUGUUUGAAAUUCACAGAUAUGAAUUUUGCAAUCAAUUACCUAAAUUUUAAAAAAAAUUAUUAUAACAUAAUAACUUAAUUUAAAAAAAAUAAUUAGUUGCAUGUUUUACACAUUUACAGAGCUGUAGUCCUUAUUUUUUUUGUUCUAAACUCAGCUCAGUUCUAAACUCUGCUCAGUUCUAAACUCAGCUUGGUUCUAAAGUUGACAAAAUCAAGGUCCCAUUUUAUUUGUUCAAACAGAUCAUGCUGUAUACAGUGUGUGUCCCCUCUAUCGCACUAUUGAGAUAAAUUGUUGGGACACUGUUGUGUGUCCCCACUAUAGCACUAUUGAGGUAAUUGUUGGAACACUUAUAGUGGUUCAUUUUUGUAACUUAUACUAAUUGUUGUGACAAUUUCCUUGCACUACUAAUACAUGUAUUUCAGCACCUUUCCCUGUCCUCACCAACACCUUUCCCUUGACAUAUAUCCUCAGCAACACCUUUCCCUUGACAGCUGUCCUCACAACACCUUUCCCCUGACAUCUGUUAUCAACACCUUUUCUCUGACAUCUGUCCACAAUACCUUUCCCUUGACAUCUAUCCUCAUCAACACCUUUCCCUUGACAUCUAUCCUCAUCAACACCUUUCCCUUGACAUCUGUCCUCAUCAACACCUUUCCUUUGACAUCUGUCCUCAUCAACACCUUUCCCUUGACAUCUGUCCUCAUCAACACCUUUCCUUUGACAUCUGUCCUCAUCAACACCUUUCCUUUGACAUCUGUCCUCAUCAACACCUUUCCCUUGACAUUUGUCCUCAACACUUUUUCCUUGACAUCUGUCUCUAUCAUGCUCAAAGAGAGAAUAUUUUUACCCCUUGAAUGAGACCGGUUGCAAGAACAAGGUUUAAUGUGAAGCACAUUUAUUCAAGGUUUAAAUUUUACAACAAAGUUUAUGUGUGUCCUGAGAAAUCAGUGUCAAAUUGUGCUGAGAAAUCAGUGUCAAAUUGUGCUGAGAAAUCAGUGUCACUGCUCAAUUUGUAGCACAACUGAUCAAUUCAUUGAAGCUGUUGCUGGUUCAGUAGUCAUUACUUUGAUUGAGCCAGGCUCAAUGUUUCCAAUUAGAGCCAUCUGUUGUUGAUGACGGCAGUAAAUUAUGAAAUCAAAAGUAGAAUAGAUUUUCCUCAGCUGGCAGUUUUAGCAUGAAAAUUUAAAAAUAAUUGUUCUUCAAAUCAUUAAAAAAAAUAAUCACAUGUGCAAAAUGAUUUUAUGAAUUUUAUGUGAAAAGUCUCUUCUUUUUAACAUCUUGAAAUGAUUUUCAAAACACACGUUUUUUUUAACAAGAGGUUUCCGAUAUGUAAUUGACCACAUCAUGAUUUGUGUGUGUGUGUGUAGUCUAAAAAAAAAAAAUCAUAAUUAAAUCAGAACCAUUUUUUCAGAUAAAUCUUUUUGCUAUCCUACACCUAGGGUCAAAUGUGCAUUGUGUUGCAAGUGUUUUAUUUUUUACAUGCCACAUGCAUGUCAUAUGUCACAUAUGCCAUAUUUGCUCCAUAUGACCAUACAUUCACCCAUGAAUACCUCAGCAUCCUGUAUCUAUUUCUCUCUGUAUUUAAACAUUUUGAUGUAUCUUUUGAAAUAUUUUCUGCAGCAAUUAGAUUGUCUAUUAUAUCAACUAAAACCACAUUUAUUAUUAUAAGAGAUUCACAAUGGUUAUUACUAAAUCACAGAGAAUCAUUUGCAUUUUACACAGAUAGUGUGUCAAGUUCUUAAAAAAGGUGUUUGAGUUGAUCACACUGAAAGUAGUGAAAGAAUGUGUCCAUUGAUCUACUGCAUAAUCUGUGUUGUAAGUCUCAAUACUUUUGACUGUAUGAAUCCCAUGAACUGACAUUACUUCUACAAGUGCCUAAUUAAUACUAUAACUAGGUUAAAUGUAUCAUGGCUGAGUUCAGCUGUUUUCACAUGUACCAACAGCUAUUCCAUUUCCAUGUACACAUUCAUAACAGAUUUCAUCUUCUCCUUGUCAUUGUGCACACUCAACCCAAAUCUUAUUUGUUGUACAUGUACAGGUGUCUGUACCUUGUACACAUUCAUAAAAAUUGUCUGUAUAUGUACCCUUACAUAUAUUCCCUGUAGUAGUCCACAAUCAAUGUAAAUCUAUCUGUUGUACAUGUUCUGGCAUCUGUUCCUUGUACAUGAACACAACCAGGCUGCUCCAGAUGCACCCUAGAUCUAUUCCAUGUACACAUACAUGUUGUCAAGGUUUGAUAUUUGAAGAGUCUUUCAUUUGUUCAGAUGCAUUACAGGUUAGGAACAAUUGUGCAAAUAAAUGUUUUCGUUAAAUAAUGCAAAGGGUUCUCCAAUUCUUACUCAAGGGUCCUCUAAUUAAUCCUCAAGGGUUCUCUGAGUGAUAGUCCUGGGUUCUUUGAGGUGUAAAAUCCCCUCCCAGUUCUUUAUUUGAAUGGUUUGCAUUUUGUUUGGGACUUGUUGAAAACCUUUUUUAAAAGCAGAUUUUUAUAUUUUAAAAAAGUAUUUUAAUUGAAUUUGUUUUUGGUUUGUAUAAUUCUGACAGUUGAACAGAGUAAUUGUGUCCAAUACCAAGCAUUUUGAAGUAAAAAAUGUAGCUUUGAUAAGCAGAGAAAAAACAAUUUUUCAUUACCUAAAGCAAAUUAUCAUGUCUAAUUCUAAUGUAAUUAUCAUGUCUAAUUCUAAUGUAAUUAUGCACAAACUUUUAAUUUUGGGUGUACGCCUAACUUUAAUGUUGAACAUGACUUGUGAUGCAUUAUCUGUAAAAUGUUGGUUUGAACAUAAAUUGUGAUGCAUUUAUCUGUCAGAUGUUGAUUGAUUAUGCAGUCUGCGGUAGUUGGUAUGACAUCUCUGUUAUCUGUUAUCAUAUCAUAGAAGGUUAUCCACUGAAUCUCAACAUUGUCAUGUCAACAAAACUAUGUUUGCUCUGGAUCUGUGAUGGGGGCAGCACUGUGCUGUCAAUGGUUGACAUGAAACUUUUCCAGUGUCACCUAGAGUGGGACAAUGAACUGUUAGUUGGUGUGCAUCUAUGUCAGUUUCAGGGUGCUCAUUUUUUAAUUUCAAUCCUCCUCAACAACCUUGGAGCAAUUUCUAGUUCUUGUUCUAGUUCUUGGUCUAGUUCUCUAUUUCUAGUUCUUCAUUUCUAGUUCCAUUAAAAAAUAGACUCUUUGUUAUUUAUAUUUUAUAUAAUUUAUCUAACUUUUGGAGGAGUGCUAGGGCAAGGCAAUCCAAUGUUUCCAAAAGGAUCUUUUUGCCAGUUUUAACUUGAGCACAAACAUAUUUGGACAGUAACACUACAAAUAUACUAAUCUACAUUGAUAAUGACAGCCAUCAAUGUUGGUGAAAAGAUCAAUUGAAAUUUAAAAAAUCAUUAUCAUUUCUAGGAAAAAUCUAAUAAUAAUUUUAAUGGAAAACCUUUUUACGCUCUCUGUCAAUUGUAAAAAAAAAGAAAUAACACUUCGCUUGAAUGGCCAUACCGAUGAUUAAAAGCUUUAGAAAAAAACAUUCCCCAUUUUCCUGGCACCAAAAGUUGCCAUUUCCCCCCCCCCCCCUUUCUUUUGUGUGUAACAUUAUUUAAAUACUAAUAUCCGCAUCUCAUUAUAUUAAACUAUAUUUUUACAUCGCCAUUUUUUGUAAACAUGUCUCAUUACUUUUUGAUAGAGAUAUUAACCAUGUUUUUUAUUUUUGUGAUCUCUGUAUCAUUUUAUAUUUAUUAAAGCAUACUAUGGAGGCAUGUUUUUUUAUAUUUUAACAUUUAUGUCAUAUUUUGAUUGUCAUAAUAGGCCCCAUGUAUGGCAGGACCUUGAUGUUGGCGGAAUGGUAUUGAAUUUAACAUUUGUGUGUGUAACACUUUUCAUAGAAUUUUAACAAUGCCCUACAUUGUAUGUGCCGCUAUUUUACUGGCCAGAAGAGCAAGCAUCAGGGUAUAUAUGAUCUGUGGAUAAGGCAACAUAAUUUUUAACCUCACCCAGAAAAUUAUUUUCAAGUAAAACGGAAUUUUGUAGAAACAAAACAUGAAAUUACAGGACUGGAUUCAUUCCAUGUACUUCCUCGGGGUAUUCAUGAAAUAUAUAAUGUAGUCCAAAACAAAGGGAUCCUAUUUUAAUACCACUUUAAAGUAAACCCAUGAAUGCUUUAGAUACAACAAUACAACAUUGUGUUGUAACAACAUGUUGAAUGUACAUCAAGUUGAUAGAAUCACAUAAGAAAAAACGAAUGUUUUUUAUUAGUCCUAAAUAACCAUGUACUGUAGUAGUACAAGUCGCAAGGACUUGAUGUAGUGUGCAGUAUGACUGUGAAACUCCCUAAUAUAGUUUGAACUCACCCUCUUGCAGUGUUUUCUUUCCACGGAUAUAUUUGGUAAUGUUUAAUCUAUUGAUGAAUCUGUUCAGAGUUUAUAUACCUCAGUCUCUGAUUUCUUCUUACACUAUAUAAUAGCCAUGCAUUAUUGAUACAUAUUUAUACGUUAUAUCCUCUAAAGAAAAUGUCUUCUGUAUUUAUUUGAAGUAGUCCUUGCAGUUUUACAAACUGGUCUUCAAAAUAAAGUAGACUGGAAGUCCACGAAACCAAUACUC